Molecule: messenger RNA, 3588 nt
Organism: Labrus bergylta (ballan wrasse)
Lineage: Eukaryota; Metazoa; Chordata; Actinopteri; Labriformes; Labridae
Source: RefSeq, a predicted model, not a curated record
UCUGCGUGCGCGCCGUGGUUGGCUGCGGCUCUGCUGGCCAUUACGUUAUUGCCUACUCCACGCACACACACACAGGCAGGACGGCUGGAGAGAGGGAAGACGUAAUGGUUUGAUUCCCUGUGCAUUUGCGAUGGUCGUCGUCCUGACUUUACUCGGCAGAUUCCUCGAACGGGAGGUGCAAUGAAGGCAGGGGCCUCGUCCAUGUGGGCAUCAUGUUGUGGUCUGCUGAACGAGGUGAUGGGCACGGGCACAGUGCGGGCGCAGCAACCGGGGUUCGGAGCAGGGGCCGGGCCCUUCCGCUUCGCCCCCAGCGCCGGGUACUCCACCUACCCCCCCACCAGCUCAGGGGGUGCCGGACAGCUGUGCAAAGCCUGUGGACUGGCGUUCUCUGUCUUCAGACGCAAGCACAUCUGCUGUGACUGUAAGAAGAGUUUCUGCGCCCUAUGCUCGGUGCUGCAGGAGAACCUGCGCUGCUGCACCACCUGCCACCUUCUGCGUGGCACCGCCUUCCAGAGGCCUCGGCUCAUGCAGCUGAGAGUUAAAGACCUGCGCCAGUACUUGCUGCUGCGCAACAUCCCCACGGACACAUGCAGGGAGAAGGAGGACUUGGUGGACCUGGUGCUGUGUCAUCAAGGAACGAGGGAAACCCCGCGACCAUUGGUGGAGGAGGAGGACGAGGAGGAAGAAGAAGACGAAGAAGAGGACGAAGAGGAGGAGGGGGAGGAGGAGGAGGACACCACACAUGAAGAGGAGGAGGAGGAGGAGGAGGAGGAGGGGGAGGAUGAAGGGGGGGAUGACGACACGGACAGUCUGCACUCACUCCCAAACUCGCAGGCUGCUUCGCCUCCCUCCGCCACACGCUCCGCCUCUGAACAGUCCGUGCUCUCCGCCUCUCAGGUGAGGUCUGUGUGUGUGUGUGUGUCAGAUAGAACAGGCACAAGCAAACAGGAGCAUGAGGACACUCCCACUGCGUCCCUCUUGAACCUGGAGCCCACAGAAAAUAUGAUGGAGGUCAGUCCGGCAACACAGAGGAGGAUCAGGGCUUCGCUGUCUGAUCUGGACAAUGAGGAGGCGAUAGAAAACCUCUCUGUCCGCCAGCUCAAAGAGAUCCUCGCCAGGAACUUUGUCAACUACUCCGGCUGCUGCGAGAAAUGGGAGCUGCUGGAGCGAGUGCAUCGACUGUACAGAGAAAACCAGCAAAACAGAAAGUCCAUGGAAAAUGUCAGCAUAACAGCAGAUGGGGUCAAAACUCAGCUGGCAGCAGAUGAAAACUUGUGUCGCAUCUGCAUGGAUGCCAUCAUCGACUGCGUGCUGCUGGAAUGUGGUCACAUGGUCACCUGCACCAAGUGUGGAAAGAGGAUGAGCGAGUGCCCCAUCUGCAGGCAGUACGUGGUGCGGGCCGUGCACGUCUUCAAGUCUUAAAACUUUGCGUGUGUAUCUGUGUGUGUGCGGCGGGGGAGGAGUUUCUCACUGAGGAUGAACUGCUGUGCAUGACGUCUGGCAGGGUCUAAUGCUGCAGCGGGUGCGCGCAACUUCCCCGGUCUCUGAAACCAGACUGUUGCCUCGUGCCCUCCACGGUUUCCUUCUCCUUUACUAACUCAUGUUCCCGCCCCACUUCUCCUCCUGCUGGACCGUCAUCAGCUGCACCAGGACCCUCUUUCUCAGCGGUGUGAUAACAUAACACAGCAGAAACGCCCUGCCAUCACUCCCUGCUCUCUGUUCUCUGUUUAGUUUCACUCACAGGAGAGGAGAGGAGAGGAGAGGAGGCGGUCCCGUGGACACUGUUUGGGUUUUUCUGUGUGGUGGAGGGAGGCGGGGUGAAAAAAAUAUAAGAUCCCAGGGUUAGAGUCAAUAUGGUUUACACAGUCAUGCCACAUGACACUGUGUAAUCUCCCUCAGUGUUCUUAAAGAUGUGCAAUAUCAGAAAAAAAGAGACUUACAUGUGUUUAUAAAAAGAAUCUUCUUUUUUCUUUUUUUUCAAUUGAAAUGCACCGAGUCAUCUGGUCUCACACACAGGAGGGUGUAAGGUGCCAAACGUCAUGCCUUUGAUCCAUAUUUGGUUUCACAACUUAUGCAUCCGUUUACCAGCAGGCUUGGUGUGGUAGUUUACUCUUUAGUUGUAUUUUAGGGAAGUGAAGUGUGUACAAAUAAAUAUUUGAGCAUAUUUGGGAAGGAUGUGAUUGUUUUUGGCAUUUCCUUCAAAAUAACGAGUGAGGAUGUGAUUUCUGCAGAAGAAAUGAGCAGUGGCAAUACAUUCCUUUGACAUCUAAAGAUGGGAGAGUUCAUUAAUACACACCUUUACAGCAGCAGUUGGACAAAACAAAAUCCAAACUCAAGGCUCUCCUGUACUUUUAACUCAUUAACUGUGUAUAAAGAUGGACGACAUGUCUCCACCUGCUCCUGUUGCACACAAGUGAAACCAAUUUCCCCUCUGGCUAUGGGGGCUCACAAUUAAGGCAUUUACAGCAAGAGUCUGCAUAGUUCGACCCAUGUCCCCUCUGUUAACCUGGAGGAGGCGGGGUUUAUGCCCUUUACUGCAUGUUGUCCACUUUUAUAUACAGUCCAGGUUUUCAAACACAUGACUUCGGCUUCUCCGGCAGAGGGCGGUUGCCCGCUUUUUAAAUAGAAGGGUCAGCUAACAAUAGUUGUAUAUGAAUAUGAAUAUGAAUGAUUGCUGAACCAUCCUUUUUCAGAGGAAGACCAUGACGUGCAUCAGAUAAAAACUCAUAAGUUGACCUUUUUUUUUUACAGACAGAUUCCUCUUUUAUUUUCUACAACAGCCACAAUGCAAUAGCAUUUUGUUUUAACUUGUACUGAGUGUCUUUCUGUGUUUGUGUGAUUGUUAAUGUGUGGAUGGUUAGGUAGGUAACGGGUGCUACUUCCUCUUUUGAGUGUAACAUCAACAUAUCUUUUUGUAAAGUGGUCCAUCCUGCAGAGAGGUCGAGGACGCCUGGUUUACUUUAACCUGUUAUGCAAACUAAACACUUUACGUUUUCUUGUCUUGACAUCCAGUUAAGUCAGACGCCACUCAAAUAUCUGUGUGUACAGUAUGCCUGUGAUACGUUCAGUGAAUCGCAUAGAUUACUUAUAUUGUUGUUUACUGAUCAGUCAUUAAAUGUAUAUUUUUCCAUUUACUUGGGAGACAACAUGAUUUGAAAUUUAAAUUAUUAUUAUGAUGGAGGUUUUAAAAAAUGAAGAAUAAGACAUUUUUAAGAAUGUAUUUCUGCUGGUUUGGGUCACAUGACUCCCUCAGCCCGCUGAUCGUGUCACUCUCUCACCAUGAAACCUGUGGCAGUCAUGGUUUUGGUUUCAAGCGCUCUUUUUUUGUUUUGUCGUCGUCUGCUUCGGAUCCAAACAUGACCCAAACACCAUGCACUGUAAUAAACACUGUAACUCUGUAAGUCUGUGUGUUGAUGCUGCUGUUUUUAAAAAGAUGUCAUUCACAGGCAGCUACAGUAGAAUCAGUCGGAGGUCAUCCUGAGCACUCAUAAUCCUGGAUCUUUAUAUUUUGGAAUGUUUGAACCUUUUUAUUUUGGUAAAGAAGAGAAAAUGAUUUAUUAGAUUCAAUAAAAAGCAGUAUUACAAACC